Molecule: messenger RNA, 1035 nt
Organism: Glossina fuscipes
Lineage: Eukaryota; Metazoa; Arthropoda; Insecta; Diptera; Glossinidae
Exons: 2
Coding region: 1-1035 (344 amino acids)
Source: RefSeq, a predicted model, not a curated record
AUGAGUUAUCCCGCAUUCAAUACGGGUUAUCAACCGAGACCUGCAUAUCAGGGCUGGCCAACCGCUAAUCAUCAUUUUAUGGGUCCCGGAACCUAUGUAAACAAUGGAGCUUGGCCGACAUCAGGUGGCCAUCAAUCAUAUUAUGGUUUGUUGGAUCGUAGACCAGCUUCACAGGAUUACGAUUAUCACACAGAAACGGAUUUGCACGCACCCUCUCUGAGUACGGAUGAUCUUUCCUAUCAACAGACAAGCGAUGCUGGCCGGGCAAAGGGAUCCAAGAAAGGGUCUGGUAUUUUUAAGGGCAUCAAGAAAAAUAACUCAUCUUUAAUAAGUGCUUUGACCUUAUUGUCUUUUUUCUUUUUUCUUAACAUACUAAACAAUUGCAUACGAGAUCAGAUGGAUUCGGUAAAUCCAACGGUCAUGGUAAUGACCGCCAAUUUAAAACGCAAAAGCAAUAAAAUGGAUAUAACGAAUUCCCGGCAACAAUCGUCAGCGGAAAACUUAGCAGCGGCCGUUUCGGCCGUGAAACAUACUAAGCACGUCAGCAGUACAGAACGUUAUAGAGAUUCAUUGGAUUCGAUAUCUUCAUCACCUUUUAGUCAUUUACCCGUAAAUCCGUACGCAAUAACAACGCAACAGCAAUUUCAAUCACCUUAUCUGGAACAACAUCCCGAUUCUUAUGAUUCAGGGGAAAGAUACAUAAAUUCCACGCUAGGAUAUGAAAAUUAUUUUCAAUCUAAGGUACCCGUGCAAAUUACCAAUAAACCUCUAAUGCCGCUUAUAAUGCAAAGACCUAAUCAUCGGCCCGUUGAAGUUUCUUCUUAUGAAGAAAAUGAAUAUCCUUACCAUGAAUCGGAAUCGUCAUCAUCAUCAUCAUCACACACACAAUCGUAUAUAAAUUCUAAUUUCCCUUGGGCUCUUAAACGAUCAUCGGUCUCGUCAUUCAAUCUAGGACCUUAUAGAAGAGCAUCAAUUGUCUCUGUAACUCCCACCGCGAAAUGGACCUUGAUUACUACAACCAAUAAUAAUAAAUAA